Gastrolobium bilobum is the source of this 4079-nucleotide messenger RNA. RefSeq lists its product as uncharacterized. Gene Ontology annotation, molecular function: ATP binding; ATP-dependent chromatin remodeler activity; endonuclease activity. The record is from RefSeq and is a predicted model, not a curated record. Gene Ontology annotation, cellular component: nuclear replication fork. The transcript has 25 exons. NCBI's taxonomy places the organism in Eukaryota, Viridiplantae, Streptophyta, Magnoliopsida, Fabales, Fabaceae. Bases 12 to 3716 code for a protein of 1234 amino acids. Gene Ontology annotation, biological process: DNA repair; replication fork processing.
AAGAGGAGGCAAUGGAACUCACUGAAGAGCAAAGAAAACAAGUGGAAGCGAACCGUGCAGCAGCGAUCGCAAAACGAAAAGCAUUCUUAGAAUCUCAACCUCAAACAGAAAGAGGAGAAGGAGGUCCCUGGCACCUUUUCAAAUGCCAGAAGUUCUCGCACCACACCGAACCCAAACCCAAACCCGAACCACACAAGUUCCUCGCCAGGCUCGAAAUAUGCUCCCCCGAUUCAUUCUCCAUCACCCCACUCCCUCUCCGCAAUUUCCCCUUCCCUGGCGAACACAAUUGCUUCGCCACCCUAAACGACACUCUCUCACACGUGAUUCCUUCUCACUACACGCAGAUCAGCGGUGGCGGACAGGCCUCCGUGUACAAGCUGGCCGAUUACUGCGCCGUCGUGAAGCGGUUGAAAUGCGUGGCGGCGGGGGAGAUGAUGCAGGUGGAGGAGAUUCCGUGGGCGACGUUCAGUGUGGUGGAGAGGCUGUCGCAUUCGUUCGUCGCCGGACGGUGGGAACCGGUGAGGCCGGAACACUUGAGUGAGGAGAAGGUUGAUGAGUUGAUUGAGAAGCUGCCAAAGACUCUGUUGGAUGCGUUGCUGCCUUUCCAAAUGGAUGGAUUGAAGUUUGCCUUGAGAAGAGGUGCUCGUUGUCUCAUUGCUGAUGAUAUGGGCCUUGGGAAAACACUCCAGGCUAUUGCUAUUGCGGGAUGUUUCAUGGAUGAAGGUUCCAUACUUGUUGUUUGCCCUGCUGUUUUGCGUUUUUCUUGGGCGGAAGAGUUGGAGCGUUGGCUUCCUUUUUGUUUGCCUGCUGAUAUCCAUCUGGUCUUUGGCCGUCAUGACAAUCCUAUAUAUUUAAAGAGAUGCCCUAGGGUUGUGGUUAUCUCUUAUACCAUGCUCCAUCGUCUAAGGAAGAGCAUGCUUGAGCAUCAGUGGGCUCUCCUGAUUGUUGAUGAAUCUCAUCAUGUACGAUGUACAAAGAAAACCUCAGAACCAGGAGAGGUAAAGGCUGUCCUUGAUGUGGCUUCGAAGGUCAAGCAUAUAAUUCUGUUAUCAGGGACACCUUCUUUGUCAAGACCGUAUGACAUAUUUCAUCAGAUAAAUAUGUUAUGGCCUGGUUUGCUUGGGAAGACUAAAUACGAGUUUGCAAAAACUUAUUGUGAUUUCAAAUAUAUGAAGGGCAUCCAAGGAAAAUAUUUUGCGGAUUAUUCAAAGGGCAUUCGCUUAGAGGAGUUGAACGUGUUAUUAAAGCAAACUGUUAUGAUAAGGCGUAUGAAGGAACAUGUGUUGCUACAGUUACCUCCAAAACGCCGGCAAAUUAUAAAUUUGCUGUUGAAGAGAUCUGAUAUAGUUGCUGCCAAAACUGCAGUUGGUGUAUUGAAGAUUGAUGCCUCUGAAAGUGAAAGUGAUGACACGCCUUUGGAAAAUUUGGAUGAAUCUGAAGGAAAGCUUUCUUAUCAGGAACUUGGAGUUGCAAAGCUUUCUGGGUUUCGUGAAUGGCUUUCCCUCCAUCCACUCAUUGCAGGAUCAGAGAAUGCUUCAAAGAUGAUAAUUUUUGCUCAUCACCACAAAGUUCUUGACGGAGUACAGGAGUUUAUAUGCGAGAAAGGGAUAAGUUUUAUUCGAAUCGAUGGAAAUACUCUUGCCAAAGACAGGCAAUCAGCAGUAGUCUCAUUUCGAUCAUCACCAGAGGUUAAAAUUGCGAUCAUAGGUAUUCUAGCAGCUGGUUUUGGACUUGAUUUCUCGACAGCACAAGAUGUUGUGUUCUUGGAGCUACCUCAGUGCCCUUCUCUGAUGCUUCAGGCUGAGGAUAGAGCUCACCGACGGGGGCAAACAAAUGCAGUUAAUGUAUACAUUUUCUGUGCAAAGGAUACUUUGGAUGAAUCGCAUUGGAAAAAUUUGAACAAAAGUUUGCACCGUGUUUCAUGUACAACAGAUGGCAAAUAUGAUGCAAAGAAAGAGAUAGAGGUUCCUUUUGGGGAUGUUGGGUGGCAGGUUGAAGGUGUUUCUUAUUUAGACACAUCUUUAAAAACUGAUAGUUGUGAAGAGGAAUCUGAAUGCAAAGAUGCAUCAAGUGAAACACAAUUGGAUAAGCAACCUUCUGCAGUAAAUUUGAAUGAAUCAGAAGCAAAUGAAGAUGAUAAUUCUGAUGAGCUAACUUUUGUCAAUAACUCAAUUCAUAGUGUUAAUAUUAUGGUUGAUAAUGUUUCCUGUCGAGGUCUAGGCAAGGCUUUGAUUUUGGAUAGAAAUCUUGAUGUAGAUGUUUUUGAUGCUGAGGAGAGAUGUUCUGAAAAGAGUUUCGAAGACAGAGAUCAAUUGCAGGAUAAGAAAUCAAUUUCAACAACAGAAGCAGAUGAGAAAGAGCCAGUUAAUCCGGUUGAAUCUGAGGAACAUUGCUCUAACAUUGAUCUAGGCAAGGCUUUGGUUUUGGAUGAAAAUCUUGAUGUUUAUGUUUAUGAUGCCGAGAAGAGAUGUUCUGAAAAGAAUUUUAAAGUCAGAGAUCAAGUAACAGAGUUGCAGGAUAAGGAAUCAAUUUCAACAACAGAAGCAGAUAAGAAAGAGCUUGUUCAUCUGGUUGAAGCUGAUGAACAUUGCUCUAAUCAAGUUGGUUCUCUGCGAUUUGAGGUGAGCCCAUACACUGGAAGGAUCCACUUGUACACUUGCAUUUUGGGUACAGAUACAAGACCACAGCCACUUCAUAAAAAUUUCCGACCAGAGGAACUCGAGUUGCUGAGUUCUGUUGCUGAUGAUGAGAAAAGAAAGAUAGAGUUUGUAUCUAUCAAGGACAACCCGGCUUAUAGGCAUGCUCUUCUGGAUUUUGCAAAUGAGUGGAAGAAUUUGAGGUCAAUUGAACGGAAGAAGUUACUUGGAAAACCAUUACAACUUCCUUUGGCUGUUGAGUUAUGCUACUUGAAUGAAAGCAAUAAUCACAACAACAGGGGAUUAUUAAAUGGUGGAAGUAAACGACGGAUGACACCUUUAACAGAGGUUAGCUAUCCUUUACCAUCAGAUGCUGUCUGGAGAAAGGUUUAUCUGCGAAGUGGCCUCGGUAAGAAGGAAAAAGAAUACACUCAAGGCUGGAGCCUGACAGAUGAGCCACUCUGUAAGCUUUGUCAAAAGCAGUGCAUGGGUAACAAUGCCAAGACACCUGAAUUUUUUGAAGAUCUUUUUUGUAAUCUCAUCUGCUUCGAAGAGUAUCGCAUGAGAACUAGCAACAGAUUCCUCCGUCAGGAACUUUUCCAAAUUGAACAAGGUGUGUGCACAAAUUGCCAAUUGAACUGUCAUAAGCUUGUUGAGCAUAUAAGACCUUUGUCACUGGAAAGACGACGAGAGUACAUUGAGAAAGUAGCACCAAAAGUUGCAAAGCGCAAGAACAUGCUUGAGAAGCUUGUCAAUGAUCCAACUGAAGGCAAUGCAUGGCAUGCUGAUCAUAUUGUUCCAGUAUAUCAAGGCGGAGGUGAAUGCAAACUGGAGAAUAUGAGGACUCUGUGUGUAGCCUGCCAUUAUGAUGUUACUGCUGCACAGAGUUCUGAACGACGCAUAGCAAGAGCAAAUGCCAGGAAACAACUGAAAUUAUUAAUGAAUAGCAUGAAAAAUGAUCUGAAGGAUGCUCUUGGCUCUAAGGACCAUAGGCUUCUCGAGGUACGAGGUAGUAGUAUACUUGAGGAUGAGCUUUUAGUCAAGGUUCCUGGAAGUGCAUAUUCAGUAACUAACAGCUAAGAAAGUGGAGAUGUAGCCUGGAAAAGGUCUAAGGAGUAUUUUGCAAAAACGUCUAUGUGUCCAUCCUUAUAUUAUUGCUAUAGCACUGUACAUUCUUUGACUGCACAGCCUACCAAUCAGGUUCUUUUAGGAAAUUCUUUUUGAGUAGUUAUUUGUGGUGUCGUGUCUAGUAGAAAAGCAAGCAGCAGUCAACAUGUGGACUUGGAAAAAGCCAUUAAGCCUAAGAUUAAAAUAAUCUUGGCAGUGUAGUUGCAAUGAUAUGUUUUUGAGCCAUUGUAUUUGUAGCUUAUGUUAUAUUUGUAUAUAUGUUAGAGCAAUGAUAGUUGAUUUGGCUACAUGACCGAAUUGUGUUUUUGUCACGAU